ACCUGAAGUGCAGCUCUGCUCUCACACACAUUGCUCUGUUUUUUUUUUUCCCUUCCUUGAUAUUUGCUAGCUUGCUCCAUGCAGCGAUCUGCAUAUAGGAAGGGGGAAGGGAGAUCUGCUGUAGUGAGCCGAUUGUCUACAAGCAUUCCUUCAGUUGUUGAUUUAUUAAUGCUUCUUCUAUCAGAUUGCUGCUUAUAAUAUGCUCACACGGGUAAAAUCUGCCGUGGCCAAUUUCAUGGGAGGAAUAAUGUCUGGCAGCUCCGGCUCUGAUCAUGCCAAUGGUUCUGACUUGCCUAUGAGGUUCCCAUAUGUCAGACCUGAAUUCCUGGGGUUGUCACAGGAUGAGAUUGAAUGUUCAGCUGAUCACAUUGCCAGACCUAUCCUAAUCCUGAAGGAGACAAAGAGGUUACCAUGGACCACCGGCUAUGCAGAGGUGAUAAAUGCUGGUAAAAGCACACACAAUGAGGAUCAGGCGAGCUGUGAGGUCAUGUUUGUGAAGAAAAAAACAGGAGCGCAAACUCCAAAUAAAACAGCUUCAAACAAACGAAGGGCGUCUCUGCCAAAUGGAGAAGGCUUGCAGUUAAAGGACAACCAGGAAGCCGAUGGAAUUGCUUUCCAGUAUUGGGCACUAUUUGAUGGUCACGCUGGAGCUGGGGCUGCUGUUGUGGCAUCCAAACUGCUUCAACACCGCAUUACUGAGCAGCUGCAGGAUAUAGUUGAUAUUCUGAAAAACUCUGCAGUUUUGCCACCUACAUGUUUAGGGGAGGAUCCAGAAGUCACUUCAUCUAAUAGUAGGACACUAACUAGGGCAGCUUCACUGCGUGGGGCAGUUGGUGCUCCAGGUUCACCCAGCACACCACAAUCUCGGUUCUUCACAGAGAAAAAGAUCCCUCAUGAGUGUCUUGUUAUUGGAGCCAUUGAAAAUGCCUUUAAGGAAAUGGAUCUUCAGAUUGAACAAGAAAGAAGUUCUUAUAAUAUAUCCGGUGGCUGCACAGCACUUGUUGUGGUAUAUUUGUUGGGGAAGCUCUAUGUAGCUAAUGCUGGUGAUAGUAGGGCUAUAAUUGUUCGAAAUGGAGAAAUUAUUCCAAUGUCUUAUGAAUUUACACCAGAGACAGAACGUCAGCGUCUCCAAUACUUAGCUUUUCUGCAGCCACACCUGCUUGGCAAUGAAUUUACGCAUCUAGAAUUUCCAAGGCGAGUACAGCGUAAAGAACUGGGAAAGAUGAUGCUAUUCAGAGACUUCAAUAUGACAGGCUGGGCCUACAAGACCAUUGAAGAAGAUGAUUUAAAAUUUCCCCUUAUAUAUGGAGAAGGUAAAAAGGCACGUGUGAUGGCUACAAUUGGUGUAACCCGAGGACUUGGGGACCAUGACCUGAAAGUGCACGAUUCAAAUAUUUAUAUUAAACCAUUUCUCUCUUCUAUCCCAGAGGUGAAAGUGUACGAUUUACUGCAAUAUGAACAUGGUGCAGAUGAUGUUCUUAUUCUGGCCACUGACGGUCUCUGGGAUGUUUUGCUAAAUGAAGAAGUUUCAGAAGCAGUUACAAAUUUUCUAGCAAAUUGUGACCCAGAUGACCCACACAGAUAUACGCUGGCAGCUCAGGAUCUGGUGAUGCGUGCAAGAGGCGUGCUGAAAGAUAGAGGCUGGAGAAUAUCAAAUGACAGGCUAGGCUCUGGGGAUGACAUCUCUGUUUAUGUCAUACCGUUAAUACAUGGUAACAAACUACCAUGAGUUGACCUGGCAUGUAGCUCAAAUUGACAAGGGAACAGGCAGUUCUGAAUGGUUUAUGUACUGUUAAAAUAUUGUGAAGAAAUUUCACUACUGCAAUAGGGCAUUGCUCAUUCUCUGCUGUUUGGUUAUGGGGACCUCAAAACAGAACAUAUUUAAUGCUGCUACUGUUCUGUGCGUUGUACACUAAACUGACUCAGCCCAGGUAUUGGUUUUCAUUUUGUUUAAAUUAUUUUCAUUAAGGUACCUGCUUCUAAAAAGAAAAGUGUGAAGAUACAUUCUUAAAAAAAAAUACCUUCCAAUUUAUUUAUUCCAUAAAUAUUACAGACUUUCUCUCCUAAAUAUAUAUAUAUAUAUAUUCUAUUUUUAUACCCAAUGAAAUAGGUGUUUUUAGUAUUUAUCACCUAGUAUUGUGCUAAACAGAAUUUUUUUUAUAUUAUUGUUAUUACUUUUGUUUAUUCAUCUUCCAAGACCUCACAUGUUAAUUUUCCUCCAAUCAUCUCAUUUUUUACAAACAAAACAAACUUAAUUUUUCUAAACUAAAAAAGAAAGAUCAGUUACAACAGAUAAAGAAUAUAACAAAACUCCCUAAAAAAUAUUCUAAUACUGCAGCCAAUUAUAGCUACAGCAGUGACCAUCUGAAUAAUGAGAAUUAUUUUGGGCUCAAACUUCUUUUUUGGCAUUAACCAUUACAUUUGUACUCUGUGUUCUACAUAAUUAUUAUUGAAAAAUGUUAUAUUAUUUAAAUUAUUUGUUUGAGGAAGUGGGUUAUGGAUUUAUCUGUCCGUACUUUAGUUGUUGAAAAAUGUGUGCAUGUGUUUUAGUUCGUUUAUGCUUUAAAUUGAUUAUAUAUUAAAUGCAAUUAGAGAUCAGAAAUGUCCUAAUACAUAGUUCUUCGAUCCUUAAGAGUUUACUUGUGUGUAUCUUGUUAGAAAUACAUCUGUUAUUCAUCAGUUAAUUUUAGAUCAUAAGUAAUGUUAAGUUGUAAAAUAGAAGUUGGUUUAGAGAGGUAUGAAUAUAACUCUCUGAAAUAAUUUACCCUUGAUGUAGAAAGGUGAGCUUUUAGAGAAAACAUAAGCAUAUUGUAGCUAGUUAUUAACAAGAAUAUUGUAAUGUUUGCCUAUAAAAAAUGUUUUUGUAAGUUCA
This is a messenger RNA of Bombina bombina (fire-bellied toad), 2872 nucleotides long. RefSeq names its product protein phosphatase, Mg2+/Mn2+ dependent 1H (gene PPM1H). Gene Ontology annotation, biological process: protein dephosphorylation. The transcript has 10 exons. Bases 200 to 1729 code for a protein of 509 amino acids. NCBI's taxonomy places the organism in Eukaryota, Metazoa, Chordata, Amphibia, Anura, Bombinatoridae. The record is from RefSeq and is a predicted model, not a curated record. Gene Ontology annotation, molecular function: protein serine/threonine phosphatase activity.